ACACAUCAAAACCCCAUAAUCAGCACGCCUCUCUUAUAUCCCUGCCCCCACAUAUCAUAAGAUUAUUCUUAUUGAAUAUCACUAGUACCGAUACUUAAUAGUAUAGUAUGAUAUUAUGAAAAAUAUUAGACACCAAUAAUCCCUUAUAAUAACCCUAUUAAUUCCCCGAGAUUUCUUUCUACACACUACUACUCAUAUAAAUAUAAUAUAAUAUAAUAAAUUAUUAAUAUAUAAUAAAACCAUUAUUUUUCAUUUCACUUUCUCUUCCUCUCCCCCAAAAAUAAAAACCCAUAAAGCCACUUCUUCUCUCAUCAAACCUUCCAGAAACACGUCUAUUGAGCUUACCAAAAUCCCUCUUUCUCUUUCUUUCUCUCUCUCUCUCUCUCUCUCUCUCUCUCUCUCUCUCUCUCUUCAAGUACAAAUAUUAUGGAUACUUCACCACACAAUAUUCGAGAAUUCUACCACCAAACAACGCCUUUCACCGAAAUUAUGUCUCGAACUUCAAAUUCUUUCAAUCUUAACCAAUACGACGACAACGAACACAACGACGUCGUUUUAGACCAACGAUAUCGUCACCCGAAUCAAAACGACAACAACAACAACGAAGAAGAAGAAGAAAUUAUAAUAAUGAAGGAACCUAUGUUCGAGAAGCCUUUGACUCCUAGCGACGUUGGAAAGCUCAACCGACUCGUAAUCCCAAAACAACACGCUGAGAAAUACUUCCCACUCGGUGGCGGUGACUCGGUCGGAGGUGAGAAGGGAUUGUUACUGAGUUUCGAGGACGAGUCCGGCAAGUUCUGGCGUUUCAGGUACUCUUACUGGAACAGUAGUCAAAGCUACGUGUUGACUAAAGGAUGGAGCCGUUACGUUAAGGAGAAGCGUUUGGACGCCGGCGACGUCGUUUUGUUCGAGAGACACUGUACGGAUAACGACCGUUUGUUUAUUGGAUGGAGGCGUCGACAGGCUGCGGCGCAAGAUAGUGCUGCUGCGUUAGCAGCAGCGCACGCUAGCAAUUGUGGUGGUGGUGGUGACGGUUAUAUUAACAAUAUCAAUAAUAAUAAUAAUAAUAAUACAGGGUGGACUAGGAUGUUCUAUUCUGCGCAUCCUUAUCCUACGCACCCUCAUUAUCAACACCACCAUCAGCUCCAACACCAUCCUGUUAUGCCAUACCAUCCUGACUCUAUACAUGCAGGAAUAUCCAGUAAUGUUCCUAACCAAACGACGUCGUCACCGGUUCAUGGAAACUCGAAGAUACUGAGGCUAUUUGGUGUGAACUUAGAGUGUCAUGAGCAACAAUCUGAUGAGAAUGAGCUCGAGCCAUCAACCCCAGAUGGCUCGUCUCUGUCGAGCCAAGGUCCUCCAGCUCACCACCAGUUCUACCCUCCUGCUCAUUAUUCAGAUCACAUGGAUUUCACUUUCUCCCGAGAUGUCAAACCCAUGAGAAAUGAUCGAGGAUAAAGAUCUGUGGAUGUGACGUCCAUGGAUUGACUAAUACUUUUUUUUGAACCCACUUGGAAUUUCCCCACCCAAAAAAAUAAAAAAAAAAAUUAAAUGUACAUCUUUAAAAGAAAAAAAAUUUACAUAUUAAUAUAUAUUUAUAUAGAUAGAAAAUCCCAGAUUUUAAGGGUAUGAAGUUUGAUGAGAGCCAGGUGAUAUGGGAAACCAAAGGUCCAAAAGGGAAGACUGAGAAGAAGAGGUGGAGUACUGGAGUGGAGUGGUGGAAGGGGAAAAGGACUAUUGUAAGGAGAGAAUUGAAGAAAGAAAAAAUGGGUCCCACACAAGAAGAUAGAAUGAAAAAACUAGGCUGACGUCAUCCAAUAGAAAAUAGGGGAAAUUUGGUUCAUUGAAAAAAAAAUAUAUAUAGAGAGAGGAAUGUGGAAUCUGGAUUUUGUAACUGCUGAGAUUCUGUCACAAGAUUUUUCAUGGGAGCUCAUUAUAAAUAAUGGGAAGGAAGAAAAAGAAGAGAAAAGGUAUGGUAUGGUAUGGUAACGGUGGGUGGGUUGUUGGGUGGAUUUGAAUGGAUGGAUGACAGAGUUGUGGAGGUCUUCUUGAUUUGUACUACUCAAGCCCACUCCUCUCUCCCUUUCACCAUUUUUUUUUUGUAAUAUUUAUUUUUGUUUUUGUUUUCUUGUUUAUCUAACUUUUUUCUUGAAAUCCCAUUAGUCAUUUUAGUGUGUUUUUUUUUUUAAUUAUUUAGAUGAAAUGAUAUGAUUAAAAAGGAAUGGAGGUCCUUAUAACACGAUAGAAUAAUGUGAUAGAAAAGGGUAUAAAGAAAUUUACCGAAAACAGUAGUCGUUUUGGUUCAUUGUUAAUAGGGACAAAGCGGUUUAUUCCACGGCUAUAGAGGUUUUUGUAUGUAACUAUGCAUUAAAUUGGAUUCUGUGAAUACAGUAUUUGAAAUAUUAGUA
Molecule: messenger RNA, 2408 nt
Organism: Cannabis sativa
Lineage: Eukaryota; Viridiplantae; Streptophyta; Magnoliopsida; Rosales; Cannabaceae
Product: B3 domain-containing protein At2g36080
Exons: 3
Coding region: 427-1458 (343 amino acids)
Molecular function (GO): DNA binding; DNA-binding transcription factor activity
Source: RefSeq, a predicted model, not a curated record